This is a messenger RNA of Clonostachys byssicola, 315 nucleotides long. Lineage: Eukaryota; Fungi; Ascomycota; Sordariomycetes; Hypocreales; Bionectriaceae. The record is from the annotation of a GenBank genome assembly.
AUGUCUGCCAACGACUACUACAACCAGCAGGGUGGAGGCUACCCCCAGCACCCCCAGCCUUCCUACGGCCCUCCCCAGGGCCACUACAACGGCCCCCCGCCCCAGCAGGGCGGCUACUACCAGCAGGGUCCUCCUCCUCAGCAGGGCUACGGCGGUCCGCCGCCCAUGCAGUAUCAGCAGCAGCCCCCUCCGGAGCACAAGGGCAACCACGGCGGCGGCGAUAGCGGUGUGAAGGGCCAGCGGAACUGCCUGCUCGCCUGUCUGGCUACCAUCUGCUUCUGCUGCGCCGUCGAGGAGUGCUGCGAGUGCUGGUAG